Molecule: messenger RNA, 1404 nt
Organism: Parasteatoda tepidariorum (common house spider)
Lineage: Eukaryota; Metazoa; Arthropoda; Arachnida; Araneae; Theridiidae
Source: RefSeq, a predicted model, not a curated record
UCAACAUCACGGAGCCAAACACUGAUCGGCUUAGAAGAAGCCGUCGAGUCCAAGGACUUCUACUUGAAUUUGGACUAUACGAAAAACCUAAAGAAGCCGUUCCUGAAAUGACUGUGCCAAAGACAGCCAUGGCCAAUGUGCCAGAGACAGACAUGACCACUGGGGACCAACAGGAUAUGAAACCUGCCUUUUGGAUGACGCCAACAGUUGCUGCUGAAGCCAGGAAACCAACAAUCUUCCGGGGUACUCCAGGACAAGAUCCGACAAAAUGGCUGAAGGAAUACCAGAGAGUGUCAUCGUACAAUCAUUGGGAUGACACUAUGCAAUUAGCUAAUGCCUACUUCUUCCUGGACGGCACCGCAAGACAAUGGUACGAAAACAAUGAGGACUCACUGACGUCUUGGACUUUAUUCGAAAAUGGCUUGAAAGUGACCUUUGGAGACACCCAAUCCUACCUCAGACGAGCCAAAGACCACCUCAAGUCUCGCGCACAAAAAUCCGGCGAAAGCAUCCAGUCUUACAUUCAAGACGUUCUCGGACUUUGCAUUCAGGUUGACCCGACCAUGUCCGAAGGAGAUAAGGUUUCUCACCUCACGAAGGGCGUCGCAGAAGAUGUGUUACAAGCCCUUCUUACGAGAGAAAUCCUAACAACAGCCGAUUUUACAAAGUGGUGCCUGUACAUAGAAGAAAUGAGACAAAAGAGAGUGGGACGGUACAAGUUUGCCCGAUUACCUAAUGUUGUCCCUAUGGCCGCAGUGGACGAAGCACCUGACUUGGCUGUGCUAAUUCGUCAGAUUGUCAGAGAAGAAAUUCAACAUGUAAACGCGCAGCCAUUCGAAGUCCAUCCCCGUGAACUGCAAACUACUGAGGCUUCUAUUCGAAACGAGAUGGACAGAUCCAUAGCAGCCCUUACAACCAAUCGACCUCCCUUUAUCACGACAGGACGCCCGAUUGCAAGACCUCCUAGACGUUUGACUACAUACGCCGCAAAGCGACAAAAUAAUGUUCCUUGGAGUGAACCCCAACGAAAGACCGACCUGUGGCGUACCACGGAUAACCGUCCGGUGUGCUUUCAUUGCGGACGACCGGGGCAUGUCGUUCGCUAUUGUCGGGAACGCCGAACCAUAUUUAACGACUACCGAUCCAACAACCCGAGAGGAUAUCCGUCAGCUGACUAUGAAGACGAUACUACCUACGAUGCACCUCCCAGACGAAGAUCCCCUAGUCCUGCCCGAGGACGGUCACCGAUACGUCGUAUGAGAUCUCCAUCGCCGAUGCUGCACCGCCGUUCCAGCCAGUCGCCAACCCGAGAGGAAAACUAAGCCUUGCACCCUCAGUGGGAGGUGAGGCUACAAUUUUUCGAAAUCCUCCAUUGGCCGCUAAAUUGCAGGGAAACCACAUAGA